GAGACGGGGGCCCGCCAUGCCCCGCUGCGCACACCCGCUCUUUAGAAACAUCGUCAUCAGGAGCCCGUUUGACAGCAUCAAGAGGAAGCAAUGCCUCCAGUACCUGAAGAUGCUGAGAGCGCUGCAGUUUGACGGGUUUACGACGGUGUAUCUGGGGGAAACAGAGAUCCCCGAAAGCCUGGCCACGGGGGAGGAUUUCGGGCGCGAGCUCUGCGUGCCGAGUCCGAGCUGGUGUGUGGUGCACGCGGGGGGCAGCCAGGGCUGGGUGCCGUGGCGGUACCGGGUGUUCCUGAGAGACGAGCUGAGCGUCCGCCCAGAAGACGGCUUCUUCGCCGAGUUCUGCGAGGUGGUGAAGAAGACCUACGGGAAGUGCGCCAUCGUGGUCAAGGACGGCCGGCGGCCGGAGGCCAGGCCCAAGGAGGAGGGAGAGCCCCAGGUCCAGGCCCGCGCCCGGUCCGUCGUCAACCUGACGAGCAUCACCUGCUGCCCCGACGUGGCCAAGGCCUGUGGGCACGAGCUGCUCUGCCUGCCCGCCCCGUACAACUACCUGAACCCGCUGGACCUGGCCUGGUCCGCGCUCAAGUGGUUCAUCAUCAACCACAGGAAGGAGUUCUGCCUCAAGUCCAUCGACAGCCUCUACACGUACCAGUUCCUCCUCCUCAGUGACCUCAUCAGCAAAGGGAUGGAGAGUAUCAGCCCCGGCAAGUGGAGGACCCUCAUCAACAAAGUGCGCAGGUGGGAGAACUACUACCUCGGCAAGUUCUCCUAA
This is a messenger RNA of Myotis lucifugus (little brown bat), 769 nucleotides long. RefSeq lists its product as uncharacterized. Gene Ontology annotation, molecular function: nucleic acid binding. The record is from RefSeq and is a predicted model, not a curated record. Lineage: Eukaryota; Metazoa; Chordata; Mammalia; Chiroptera; Vespertilionidae. The coding region runs from base 17 to 769 and encodes 250 amino acids. The transcript has a single exon.